AUUUUAAGCAUCAUAGAUAAAAGUGUGUUCCUACAAGACCUUACUAUAAAAUUAAAAAUUGCUUUCCAAAUAUUAAUUUGAAUUCAAAAAGUGUAAAAAUGGGAGAUAGUAAGAUAACAUAUGUUCAAUGUGAUGGAUUAGCUGUUAUGAAAAUGGUAAAGCACUGCCAUGAAGAAUCGCAAGGAAACAUGGAAAUAGCGCAAGGAGCUCUUUUAGGCUUGGCCGAAGGAAAUAGGCUGGAAAUAACAAAUUGUUUCCCAUUCCCGAAAUCCACAGACGAAAAUGUCGAUGAAGAGGAAUAUCAAUUGGCUAUGAUGAGAAGAUUACGACGCGUUAAUGUUGAUCACUUUCAUGUUGGAUGGUAUCAAUCUUCAGAUGUUGGAAACUUCUUGUCUUUAACACUUUUGGAAUCGCAAUAUCACUAUCAAACGAGUAUUGAAGAAUCUGUUGUUGUCGUUUAUGACACACAAAAAUCGGCAGGAGGAUUUUUGACAUUGAAGGCUUAUAGAUUAACACCACAAGCCAUUGCAAUGUAUAAAGAUGGAGAUUUUACACCUGAUGCAUUAAGACAACUCAAGAUUGGAUACGAAAAGCUGUUCGUUGAAAUUCCUAUUCAAAUUAAAAAUUCGCCACUUACAAAUAUCAUGAUGUUAGAAUUACAAGAAAUGGUUAAAGAAGAGGAAGGCUCACAUUUUCUGGAUUUGGGUACGGCUGGUGUCUUGGAAAAUCAUAUUCGUGCUAUGAUGGAUAGAGUCGAUGAACUUUAUCAAGAAGCGAGCAAAUUUAAUAAAUAUCAACAAACUGUCAUGCGUCAGGAACAAGAUAAACAUCGCCAAUUGAACAAAUUAGCACAAGAGAAUGCUUCAAGAAUUGCUAAAGGUGAAACUACAGUAGCAGAAGAAGAAAUUCUUAAGCAAUUCCGUCCACUUCCUGUUCCCCCACGUCUUAAUCCAAUGAUUAUAUCUGGACAAAUCAAUACCGUUUCACAACAUAUUAAUCAAUUCUGUUCACAAUCGCUUGCCAAACUGUAUCUUACUCAAGCAUUACAGAGUGCAAAAGAAUCGAAGGAAACUAAAUGAACAAAUUUAUGGUAAACAUUUCAUCUUUUGUAAUAAUCCCUAAUUAUGCAGUAAUAAACUCAUGAAAUUCCAUAAAGGAAA
This is a messenger RNA of Chironomus riparius, 1160 nucleotides long. The record is from the annotation of a GenBank genome assembly. Lineage: Eukaryota; Metazoa; Arthropoda; Insecta; Diptera; Chironomidae.